AGCUCCGCCCUCCUCAUCCAUAAACAUGAGCCGAGCGCUGCUGCGUGCCCCUGCGCGAUGACGCAACGCGACAACUGCGGGUCCCGAUUGCUGCAGCCGCUUGUCAGUGUGACGAAGAUUGGCACUCAGGUCGGGCCCUGGUCCUGCUGUCUAGGAUGAGCCGCGGUCUGCAGGUUCUGCAGUGAACGUGAUGGCGGCCCAGUCAGUGUCCCUUGACAAGUACCCGAAGGAGGAGCAUCAGAUGCAGGGCGGGGUAAAGGACGACAGCGACUCGGAGCACACCUUCAUCGGGGGGCCGUUGGCAGAAAUGCCGAGCCCGGGCCACACGGAGCUGAAGAACCCCAUGGAUGCAGACAAGGCAUCGAUCUACCGGCAUCCUCUGUUCCCUCUGCUGGCGCUGCUGUUCGAGAAGUGUGAGCAGUCCACGCUGAGCGCCGACUGCAUCACCUCCGCCAGCUUCGACGUGGACAUCGAGAACUUCGUCCGCAGUCAGGAGAAGGAGGGCCGGCCCUUUUUCAGCGAGGACCCUGAACUCGACAACUUGAUGGUGAAAGCCAUCCAGGUGCUCCGGAUCCACCUGCUGGAGCUGGAGAAGGUGAGCGACCUGUGCAAGGACUUCUGCAGCCGCUACAUCGCCUGCCUCAAGACCAAGAUGAACAGCGAGACGCUGCUGAGCGGCGAGCCCGGCAGCCCCUACUCGCCCGUGCAGGGUCAGGCGCAGGCCUUCUCCCCCACCAAGACUCAGACCCCCAGCUCCAUGUCCGGGGCCAUCAGUCCCCAGGGUCAGAUCGUGGUCCCGGCCUCCACCCUGCAGCAGGGCAAUGUCACCGUGACCGCCGUCAACCCCAACCAGAUGGUGGCAGGAGGGGCCGUGUACCAGCCCGUCACCGUGGUUACCCCCCAGGGUCAGGUGGUGACCCAGACUCUCUCACCGGGAACCAUCCGCGUCCAGAACAAUCAGUUUCAGCUGCAGUUCCACCAGGAUGUGAACCUGUUCAAUCACGACGACAACUCCACCAAGAAUAAACGCGGCGUCCUUCCCAAACACGCCACCAACGUCAUGCGCUCCUGGCUCUUCCAGCACAUCGGGCACCCAUAUCCAACAGAGGACGAGAAGAAGCAGAUCGCCACGCAGACCAACCUGACACUCCUGCAAGUCAACAACUGGUUCAUCAACGCUCGUAGGCGGAUCCUGCAGCCCAUGCUGGACGCCAGCGCCUCAGAGGCGCCAAAAUCCAAGAAGAAGACGCCGCAGAACCGGCCACUGCAGCGCUUCUGGCCCGACUCCAUUGCAGCUGGGGGGGGCUCCCACCAGCAGGUCACCAUGCCAGACGGAACCAUGGUGACCAUGAACAUGGAGGGUCUGCAGAGCCUGACGUCGGACGGAGCCACGCUGGCGGUGCAGCAGGUGAUGCUGGGGGGCCACAGCGAGGACGAGUCGGGGGACAGCGAGGACGAUGACGGCGACAUGGCCGGGCUGGGCCUGGACAACAGCGACUCGUUGCAGUAGAGGACGCGCUCCGCGGCACGCCGACACGUGAGCGCGUGGACUCACGCAGGCGCUCCAGGUCCCUGCAGAGCACAAGGGCGGGUGGCGCCACCACUGGGCGUCCCGCCCCUCCACCCUGGACCGAGCGCCUGCUCCGGCGGCGUGACUUCACAAACUGCCCCCCCCCGGUUUGAACAUGUAGGCGAGUGCACUUUUCUGUAUAUUUAAGCUCCAGAAGAAGAAGCGACGUGUUAAAACACCAGAGGCAGAUGGGUCUGCUCCGUUAAUCAAUAUUGUUUAGUUCUGCUCGUCUUGUCGGGUCCUGAGCCCACGUUGGAUGCCGGGCCGGGACCCGUUUGUGUACCGUUUGUCUUCACUUCCUGCAUGCUUGUGUUUGGUAGAUGUGGGCGGGGCUAUCAGAGCCACAAACGCGUCAGAGGCUUAUUUUUCUACAGACGUGGGUGCUCGGUUCAUCUGUGGUUUGUAUUUCCGUAGUGAACCUGGUGGAAGCUCCGCCCUGUUUUCCAGGGCUCUCAAGUUUUCUAAAAAGAGUCGACGCUCUCGCUCUCAGAAUCGGUUUGAAACGCACGAUGCUAACAAGGCCUUACUGCUGUUUUCUAAAGAGUUUUUGCCAAGAAGCACAAGGUCUGUGGGUGGAAUUGGUCGCAGAGACACUAAACUCCUGAUGGAACGUUGUGGAGGCGGACGCCGCCGCGGACGCCGCCGCAGCCUCCCGAUCAGCCACACCGUCACGCACAAUCACAACACUAAGCACACGCCCACAAUGCUGGACCGGCUUUUAUUUCUGGACACGGACUGUGCUGCAGGAGACCAUCCCGUCCCUGCAGACUCGUGCUGAAGCGUUGGAUCUGUGGGCCCCAAGCGGGCCGGUCCGGGGACAGUGGUGGUUCUGGCGCCGCCUGCUCUCCACUUUGGAUCUGUGUUGCUUUGUAUGGAGUGAUGUUCACCUUUUUGUCUGUUUUGCCUUAGAGCUUUCUAUUUUGGAAUAAACGAUGCCUAACUCUGC
This is a messenger RNA of Oryzias latipes (Japanese medaka), 2516 nucleotides long. It is a transcript of the gene pknox1.1, whose product is annotated as pbx/knotted 1 homeobox 1.1. Gene Ontology annotation, biological process: regulation of DNA-templated transcription. Lineage: Eukaryota; Metazoa; Chordata; Actinopteri; Beloniformes; Adrianichthyidae. The record is from RefSeq and is a predicted model, not a curated record. Gene Ontology annotation, molecular function: DNA binding.